CGUGAAACAAAUGCGAAUUAUUCAGAGAAGAUUCAUCAAGGGAGCUGUUUGUGCAUAUAAUAAGCUAGCGGCAACUAUAAUGGACGUCUUUUCAAAUUUGCUUUAUCUCUUGGUAAUAGGAGUACUUGUAUUGCCCAGUGAAGGCAUAGUUAUACCAACAGACUCUGCUACAAGCGAAAAUCCUUUGACUGAAGGUGGAACAACAGAAAAUCCUUCGACUGAAGGUCCAACAACCGAAGGUCCAACAACCGCAGGUCCAACAACCGCAGGUCCAACAACCGAAGGUCCAACAACCGCAGGUCCAACAACCGCAGGUCCAACAACCGCAGGUCCAACAACCGCAGGUCCAACAACCGCAGGUCCAACAACCGAAGGUCCAACAACCGAAGGUCCAACUACCGAACCAGCUAUUGUACCGGGUCCAGGUAUGCUAAUUUUGUGUUACUCUAUUUGAAGUGACAAAAUGUCUUUAAGAUAAUGUUUGCAUGAGAUCGAUUGAAUGACGAAUUGUACACAAGUUCGCAAUAGAUGCCAAAUAUAACUACCGGCAUACAACUGUUUAGUUUCAAAUGGUUUACAGGCUACACAGAGGGUUUACGCUGUUUACACUCUCUAUAGUCAGUGGCAAUGGUGUAUGUGGUGUUUGUUGGUGUAAUUGUGCAAGGAUUAAUUACAAUCAGGCGAUCUUAUGCAGUAAUUUUUUUAAAAGUUAUAAUUGAAGAUGUAUUCUUAUUCACCCGAUUAUGCUUGUGGAUUAUACUCUUCCACGCAAUCUACCAUUUCACGUCCAACAAGCGAAACUGCAUUAUGACGUUGCCCAAAUGAAAUUCUUCAAAUUAGGAUCCAAACAAAGUUUCUUAGUUUGUUUGGUAUCAUACGCAUUGGCAUUUAUUCAGAAAGUGCUGUUUUGCCCAUGCUCUAGAACAACACAUUGUAGUACUAUUAUAUGUUUGUUGUUUUGUACAAAUCCCUAAAUGCGGCUAAGAAAUGCAACUGUUCUAGUUCACAGGCGCCAAAUGAUAUCGUAUAGUAUACCUGAUGGCAUAGAACUAGUGACGUACUGGCCACAGAUCCUGAAUACUCUAACGAGG
Messenger RNA from Paramuricea clavata, 1091 nucleotides. The record is from the annotation of a GenBank genome assembly. NCBI's taxonomy places the organism in Eukaryota, Metazoa, Cnidaria, Anthozoa, Malacalcyonacea, Plexauridae.